Zychaea mexicana is the source of this 472-nucleotide messenger RNA. Its product is annotated as copper fist DNA binding domain-containing protein. The transcript has 4 exons. Gene Ontology annotation, biological process: intracellular iron ion homeostasis; intracellular copper ion homeostasis; positive regulation of transcription by RNA polymerase II. Gene Ontology annotation, cellular component: nucleus. The coding region runs from base 66 to 323 and encodes 85 amino acids. Lineage: Eukaryota; Fungi; Mucoromycota; Mucoromycetes; Mucorales; Lichtheimiaceae. Gene Ontology annotation, molecular function: copper ion binding; RNA polymerase II cis-regulatory region sequence-specific DNA binding; DNA-binding transcription factor activity, RNA polymerase II-specific. The record is from RefSeq and is a predicted model, not a curated record.
ACCAACCACCCUUCCACCCUUUCCUGCGCUGGUGCGCGCACACAGAUACAACAGCAGCCGAAAGAAUGAUUAUUGACGGCAAAAAGCUUGCAUGUGCAACAUGUAUCAAAGGCCACCGUGCAUCGCAUUGCAAACACAAAGACCGUCCAUUGGUAGAAAUUAAGAAAAAGGGUCGCCCAGCUACACAGUGUGAGCGUUGCCGAGAGCUGCGCACAGUGAGGCAAUUACAUGUAAAGUGCGACUGCGACGACAAUUUAGGUAAGCGUGAUUUUGUUAAGGGAAGAAAAAUCGCCCACGUUUUUUCUAAAAUGGUGAUCUCUUGAAUAUUACAGAAACAGCGCGAAAAAGAAAACGAACAGUGCCUUCAGAUAAAAUGAUGAAAGAGGCUGCAAAGUCAAACUUGCGCUUGAUUGCACCGAAACUUGAACAAUCGUUACCACAGGAAGAACAACAGCAGCAGCAGCAGCAGCAG